Messenger RNA from Lucilia sericata (common green bottle fly), 492 nucleotides. RefSeq names its product cuticle protein 21-like. Lineage: Eukaryota; Metazoa; Arthropoda; Insecta; Diptera; Calliphoridae. The record is from RefSeq and is a predicted model, not a curated record. The coding region runs from base 64 to 438 and encodes 124 amino acids. The transcript has a single exon.
UUUCAAGCACUUAACAUCAGUUAUCAUUUACGAUUUACUAAAUCACAUUAAAAUUUCAACAAAAUGUUCAAAUUCAUCACUGUUAUCUUCGCCUUGAUUGCCUGUGCUGCUGCCCAGCCCGGUUUGAUUGGUGCUCCUUUGGCUUACACCGCUCCCGCUGCCGUUGUUGCUGCUCCUGCUGGUGUUGUUACUGCCACCAGUAGCCAAUUUGUUGCCCGUAACCACAAUGGUAUUGCCACCGCUCCCGUUGUUGCCCCAGUAGCUGCCCCUGUUGCUGCUUACACCGCCCCAGUUGUAGCUAAAUACGCUGCUGCCUACACUCAUCCUUUGGCCUACUCUGCUCCUGUAGUUGCCAAAUAUGCCGCCGCUUACUCUCAUCCUUUGGCCUAUUCAGCUCCUUUGACUUAUGCUGCUGCUCCUGCUCCAGUUUUCUUUUAAAAACUGUUCCGCAAGACUGAUAACUGAUUUGAUUUUAUGAACAAAAUAAAACUA